Messenger RNA from Cladocopium goreaui, 681 nucleotides. The record is from the annotation of a GenBank genome assembly. Lineage: Eukaryota; Dinophyceae; Suessiales; Symbiodiniaceae.
AUGCUUGGAAUUUCGGAGCAGGUGCGGGAACUACGGGAGCGGCUGGCCAAGCAGCCGCAAGCGCAUCAAGUGGUGGAAGAGGCGGUGGCAAAGGUGGAAUGUGACACCCAGCAGCGCCGCCACAGCCAGCAGCUGCAGUGGGAAGCCAAGCAACAGGAGAUGAACCAAAAGUUGGAGGCUGCCGAGGCUCGAUUGGCGUUUCUGGAGGAGCAAAAGGCGCAGUGCUUAAAGGAGCUGUUGAAAUGGCGGAGGCGAAUGGCCCUACUGCGCAUAGGUCGAGCUGGGAGUAGCUGGAAACUGCAACGUCGGAAUGAGUUGGAGCAACAGCAGUUGGAUUUCCAGCUCUUGCGCCUGCGAAAGCGGCUGUCCCGGAAACAGGGACAUCUCGAUGAAGAGGUUGCUUUGAAAGCCAUGGGGCUGAAGAAAGAAUUGGACAAGGAGGCUGCUUCCAAUGACCUUCGGCAAGAAGAACGGCAAGAGGAGUUGGAACAGCUGGAGGAGGAGGUGGAUGCGCUGAAGGAGCGAACUGCCAAGGCCAAAGAGCUGCUGAGGCAGCACACGCAACUGAACCAAGCCCUAGGUAUUUGUCCUGCACGCUCGGCGUCGCAGCGAAUUCGUCGGCUUUCGGAGGCCGGGAGCCAGCUGGACGUGGUGAACGACGAACGAACCACGGCCAAUUGA